This is a messenger RNA of Cottoperca gobio, 1181 nucleotides long. It is a transcript of the gene tectb, whose product is annotated as tectorin beta. The coding region runs from base 74 to 1093 and encodes 339 amino acids. NCBI's taxonomy places the organism in Eukaryota, Metazoa, Chordata, Actinopteri, Perciformes, Bovichtidae. The record is from RefSeq and is a predicted model, not a curated record. The transcript is spliced from 11 exons. Gene Ontology annotation, molecular function: extracellular matrix structural constituent.
GUUUGUUGAAGAGCCAUGAAGAUUCUCUGACAUCAGUCUAUCUAAAAGUGUUUUUCCUCUACAGCAUCACAGUAUGGCUUCUGUGGCUGCAUUAUUAAUGCUUUUGCCUGUUGCGUGGACAUGCACUCCCCAAAAAGCAGACUACGUUAUGGUGUCAUGUUUCCCCAACGCCAUCAUUGCCAACGUCCCAGAGUGUCCUUACGGCUGGGAGAUUGACCAGCUGUCCCUGGGUGGAGCCUGUUACUCUGGAAUACGCAGCCCUGGUUACUACCGCUUCACUAUCCCAGACCUGACACCCAAAAACCACUCGUACUGUGGCACACACUCUGAGUACAUGUCCGGCAAAGACCCAAAGUACAUCUUCUAUAACUCCAUCGUGUCCAACGACACGUUGCUCACAGUCAGAAACCAGCCGGUCAACUACACCUUCAGCUGCAUGUACCGAGCAGCGUACCUGGUAAACAACGCGGUGUUCAGCCAAAGAGUGGCAACAGUUUAUGUCAACAACGGGAGUUUAGGCACUUUUAAGUCGCAGUUGUCUAUGACUGUUUUCACGAAUUCAAAGUACCUGUAUACCAAGGAUGCUCCCUAUGUGAUCGACACUUCUGACAUUGGCUCUGAAGUCUUCAUCGGCAUCGAGGCCAAAGGACUAAGUAACAGAUUCAAAGUUGUAAUAAAGAACUGCUGGGCCACUCCUACUCCAUACUCAACAGACAAGAAGAGGUGGAGUCUCAUCAUUAACAGCUGCUCCUCCGACAACACUGUGACUAUUUUUGAGAACGGCAAAGACAGCCGCUCCAUGUUCAAGUUCAACUCUUUCCGCUUCCAGCGGCUGGAGAAGGUUUCCACUGUCUGGCUUCACUGUGAGGUCCAGGUUUGUGAUGGAGAGAAGCUCGUCUGUCAGCCAGGCCCCUGCUCGUUCAGAAGUCUGUCAGCAGAGCCAGAACCAAGUGGGGGGAUCCUUACUGCUGAGUUUCACAUUAAAGGUAUUGAUUCCUCCAAUAAUGGACACAUACAAGGCACUUCACUAUUCAUCCUGCUGGCGGUCAUCUUAAACACAUGUUGUCAUUUAGUAAAUGGAUCAAGAAUGUAGUAAAAACUCUUAAUUCAUGUCACAUUUCACUCAAAUGAAAAGAUCUUCUCACCAUCUCACAGAUAUUAUUUGUGAUUAGCACAUUUAU